AUGGAACCCUCUGAUGGUCGGUCCAGCCGGUCUGGCCGAACUCUCAAGCCGCCCAGCACCUACGUGCCGGCUCCACUGGGGAGGAAGGUGAGGAAACGCCCCGCGAAGACUAAUAAGAGGAGCGUGGUGUGCGGAAUAUGCAACCGGGCUAACAGUCCCAAUAAUAACCUCAUCGUUUUUUGCGAUGGGUGCAACGAAACCUGGCAUCAGCGGUGCCACGCGCCUGCUAUUCCAGAGGAGGUGUUGAAGGUCGAGGAGGCUGAGUGGUUCUGCUACAAGUGCAGGCCAGCGCCCCCUGCUGAACAGCAGGGUGGCAAAUCUGUCUUGUCCGGGGCCGUCAAACCACCAUCUAUCUCCCACCCUCGUCUGCGGCCAAGGGUACCCAGAGAGUCCCUGGCGUCUGGUGAGUCAUUCUCACCAGAUGACAGGCGGGCAUAUCUGUCUGCCCUGUCGCACGCUGAACUUGUCGAGCUGGCGAUGGAUACUUCGAUUCAACAUCCAAGCAUACCAAUGUUUCCAUCUGACAUGGUGGACCGAACAAAGUCUCUGUACCCGACAUACACCGGGCCACUUCAUGUCGGAGCAUUGGAGACAGUCCAGUGUGUGGGUGCUUUUUUAGCAGGCCUCAUGUCACCCUCACAGCCACGCUUUUCUUCUCCUCCUUUACGGGAGAAGAAACUCGAAUGCUUCCCGAAGAGGAAGCGUACCGGUGACACCUCGUUUGCUCCUCUGUCUAUUGAAGAACAGCCAUCUCCCAAGAGGGCUCAUGCUGUUUCGGCCCAGCCACAGCCGCCUGCGACCACCUCUCCUGCUUCGGCCAGGACAGCGGAUUCUCGGCGCUCAAUCCGCUCCACACCCGCAGCUCCUCUUCCAAAGCACCCUCUUUCACGUAGUGCAUCCGAAAUCCAGUCGCAUGCUGCCUUGUCUUACCGAGGCUCGACCAUUGAAGACUCCGAGCCAGAAACCGAAGAUCAUGAGCUUGAUGUCAUUGAUGAUCACCGUAUCUACCCUCCCUCCGGAGGUGGUUUUCCUACACCUGUUACGGCUGCCGAACUUGAUAUCAUUCAGGAGACAGAUGACUACCCUACCUUCAGCCACUCUCUACACGGCCCUGCGAAGAACCGCCACCCUGGGGCCUACCGCCACACAUGA
Messenger RNA from Penicillium chermesinum, 1152 nucleotides. RefSeq names its product phf1/phf2 family PHD finger domain-containing protein. Gene Ontology annotation, molecular function: DNA binding; chromatin binding. Bases 1 to 1152 code for a protein of 383 amino acids. Gene Ontology annotation, biological process: regulation of DNA-templated transcription; chromatin organization. NCBI's taxonomy places the organism in Eukaryota, Fungi, Ascomycota, Eurotiomycetes, Eurotiales, Aspergillaceae. The record is from RefSeq and is a predicted model, not a curated record. The transcript has a single exon. Gene Ontology annotation, cellular component: nucleus.